Molecule: messenger RNA, 4383 nt
Organism: Coprinopsis cinerea okayama7#130
Lineage: Eukaryota; Fungi; Basidiomycota; Agaricomycetes; Agaricales; Psathyrellaceae
Exons: 7
Coding region: 1-4383 (1460 amino acids)
Source: RefSeq, a predicted model, not a curated record
AUGGCGUCGUCACCUGGAAGAUCUACAGGAUUCAUACUAGUUGUAGCAGGAGCUCUCAACGACAGAAAGAGGUUUUGCGAAGCAGCCACUCAACAUCCAUUCCGGUCCAUCUACGAUGAUCCCCGUGAAGAAAAGGCAUCUAUUGAGCACCACGACCACAUCCUUCUCUCUCAACCAAUCGUUUUCAACUCACCCAGUGACAGUAUUAAAAGCGAACUUCGAGAGAUCAGAUUGCUAUCGGUCGACGAGUUUAGCGCCAGUCCUGGAAAAGAAUGCACCAGUAUCGAUAUAUUCGCAUCGCUGUCUGCGCUGGUUGUCACUCUGCAUAUGCGCAACGAGCCUCUCCUCGGCAUCGUUUACCUGCAUGAUUCCAAACUAACCCGUUUAUCCGGAGCGGGCAGGCACAUCAUGAAUCUCUACGGAAGAUACUUUGUGGGUGCCGAUGGACAGGUCCCCUUUGCAUUUGUCCUCGCUUCCGGAUCCAAGUCCAAGAGGGUGGUCGACACUUCGGGGAUCCUAAACCAAUUCUCCCGGAAGGGAUCCAUGAAGUCCGAUUCGGCGGUUGGACAAGUCUUUACGGACUUCCGGUGGAGUUUCAGCAAUGCUGACAGCGGGGAUACGGCAUCUGCACAGAGGAUCCUCUCCUGGCUCAUAUCCCGCGGUUCCGACGGCCGACACAGCUCUCCACGCGGCUUGCUUUAUGAUGAAUUGCGGGAAAAAGAGCUUGAGAAAGGGCUAUACGACACAGAGCUGGGCAAGUGGUUUGGAAACUGGUUGGCGGAACGUGCAAAAGAAAUUUCAAGUUCAGCGCAUGAACCAAACGCUAUCUUUGAGGACCCACGACUGCAGACCCUGUCCGAUGCAUUCAUUAACGAGGUUGCCAGUAUCGAGCGAGCUGUUUCCACCUUGCACCUCUCUCCACCUGGAUCCGCGGAGCCCUUUAUCCAGGACAUUGGGACUAUUCAGGCAGCAACCAAAAGUGUCGACAUCAUAGUGCGAAAUUACCGGUUCAACAUUCUCGGAUUGGCGGCCUUCAUCCAUUUACCAACCUCAAAGGUAGCAAGAAUCGACGCAGCCGUGGUCCGAAACCUAGAUUUGAUUCAUGCUAUAUGUGGGCCGGCUGCACUCGAAUAUCUCGUUCUAGUCAAACACUCCGGGAAGUGGGCGGAAAAGGAAAGAAAUUCGAGGGUCUUUCGCCGGUUCACCGACGCGAAGAGCUGCUUAAUCGACAUCCCACCUCAGAAACAGCAGUGUAAUGCGUCUAGUUGGGCGGAAGCGCUUUCCGCAGAGUUCCAAUUCCGCCAGAAAGGGCUACAGUUCGAUGAUAUCGCCCUUCUCGGAGAAAGAAAGGCAAAGGUGGUCGAUACGUCUGCAGGCCAAAUCAUCUUGAAGUACUUGACGGAUAGCUUGUCCGCUGUACAGGACGAGAUCGCGCAAUCCCCAUACGAAACACGAUCCUCCAGCAAAUCGCCCAUGUCGCCAUCACCUUCUCCCGAAAUGCGCGCUCUUUACCUCCAGUUAGAUCUCAUCCGAUUCAGCGAGUCCUUCAACCUCUAUACGAAGAUGUACUCCGAGUUGGAAAAGGAUUCCGGGCUGAAGAAGGCCAUAAACCGGCUCGAAGCCCUUCUACUCUGCCAAUCCGAUACAUAUCCCGACAAGCACAAAACGUGCGGCCAGUUGGGUGCAUUGUACCAAGAGCACUUUGAUGCCAUCGGUGGAGGGUUGGAGCAAGGGAGGGAUUUGGAGAAGGCGAUCAAGCAUUACGGCGACGCGGUGAAAUUGCUGGACGCGACUUCCCCGGUGAAUAGAAGCGCCCAAGAUCGUCGAGCUUAUGCGAAGGAGCGGGCGGCGUACCUCGGCGCUCUUACUCGAUCCCUCGACCUUAAAUUUCAACUGUUUGGCAAGAAGAACGACCUCGUCCAAGCCAUCUACCAUUGCGGCGACGUCGUGAAUAACUUCAUGAUUGAAGCCGGAUAUUCGGAUACCCAGAAGGCCGUCACCCGACAUGUGUUCGGAACAUUGCUGAAGAACAAGUUCCAGACGUACUUCGACGACGUGGCAGAUAUCGAUUCCGCCAUAGGCCAGUUUCAUCAAGCAGAGAACCUGUUGCCCCCUGGACACCAAGGCAUCCCGAUCAUUAUCUCGGACAUCUGCGAGGCCUACACUCUCCGAAGCAAGUACAACGACGAUCACUCCAAAAGGUGUCCGGAUGCAGAGAAGCGCCAAAAGAAGGAGCAAGCAUUGCGGGAUGUGGAAAAUGCCAUCAGGGAGUACUCGAGGAUGAGGCCGGAACCAUCGAGUGGUCACCUGGCGUACCCGGUCCUCCAGAACGCCAAAUGCAAAGCAUGGUCUAAGCAUUGGAAGAUGUGCAUGGAGAUUGAGAAGGGGCGAUUGGACAAGUAUGGGCCCGGGUGCGUCAGCUUGUCGGACGCUAAAAUCGAGUUUAAAGUACAUCGAAACCUUGAUGAAGCAAUCUUAGCGGGGGAAGAAGCUGUCAAGUACUCCCAUGAUACGGCGCAGGAGUGCGACUACCUGGUGAAUUUGGGAAAGGCCUACGCGUAUAGAUGGUUGUGGGGGGAUAGAAGUCCCGAUGUGACGGCGAAGGAAGGAAAUAACGACCUUGAAGAAGCCUUGCUGUGUUUAAGGGGUGCUGCCGAGACCGAGGGGGCGCUGUGCAUCACCCGGUUCAAGGCUGCACGGAACUGGGGACGGUGGGCGCGAAUAGGCCGGGAGAAGGGCGACAAGGAAAUUCUCUUGGCGUACAAGUAUUGCAUUUGCCUUUUGUCACAACUCACCUCCCUGGACAUCCCUAUCGACGAACAAUACCGGCGGCUGGAGAAAAUCCAAGGAAUGGCGUAUAUUGCCAUUGAACAGGCGAUCGUCUAUGGGGAACUGGGGAAGGCAGUUGAGUGGUUCGAAGAAGGGAGAGGUGUGGUUUGGAGACACUACUUCCGAAGGGACGAACUGAUGGAUAGCUUAAGAGAGAAAGGUGGAGCUGUAGCUGAAGCUGAAGCGUUGAUCGAGGAGUGGGAAGGGCAUUGGAAGGAAGGACGGCUGGCAGUGAUCAGGGAAAAGCAGUUGGCCAAGCUCAUAGAUCCCGAUGACAGGAAGAAGAAAGAGAAGGGCGUGGGCGUCGGGUGGUAUCAAGCAGUAGCCCAAAAGAUGCGUGGGGCAUGGGAGAAGAUGAAGAAGAUGGCCGGAUUCGCGGAUGCGAGGACGGAUGGCGAAGCAAGGUGGGAGAGAUUGGCGGAGGCAGCAACAUUCGGACCAGUCGUUCUUGUCAACGCCACUGAUAAUCGUUGCGAUGCUAUAAUCCUUCUGAAGAGAAGUCAUGCAAGGCCCUUGAUGAAGCACGUUGAUUUGGCGAAGGAAGGCCUCACAUUGCAGACAUUGGACUCGUGGAAGGAGAGACUGCAGGAGGUUCUCAAGACGGCUAACCUCACCUCGAGGGGAUUGGUGCAAAAAGGGCGGAAAGGUGUGGAUAUGAACAGCAUUGUGGAGAAGAUUCUACUUGGAUUGUGGGACGCAGUCGCUGGACCCGUUGCCCACAUCCUCAAGGAUCAUCCCAUGGUUAUGAAGGGCUCACGGCUAUUCUGGUGCGCCUCUGGACCUUUGGCCUUUCUCCCACUGCAUGCCGCGGGUGAUUACAAGGGAACUGUGGUACCCGAAGGGAGAUUGCGAUGCGUUCAAGAAUGGUUCGUGUCUUCGUACAUUCCUAGUCUCCAUGUGCUAUUACGGGUCGCAAGAGGCCGCAAGCAGCGGAACGAGGCACAAGCUCCCUUCCGAAUUCUCGCUGUGGCCCAAAGCAAGACGCCGGGACAGUCCGACUUGCCAGGGACGGAGAAGGAGGUGAAGACCAUCCGCGAACUGAUGGGUCAGUCUACAACUCAGGUUCUCAUCAAUGGGGAGGCCACGGUGGAGAAGGAUCCAGCGGACGGACUGCAGAGCGCGCUCUUGCUGUUUGAAGGGAAGGGCCUAGCGUUGCGAGAGUUGGUAGAGAUGAAGUAUAUCCCACUUCCUGCAGAUUGCGAAGGGGAGAGUGAAGAAAGGAGUAUUGCUCAGAGGAGCCCCGAGUUUGCGUAUCUCUCAGCUUGCCAGUCGGCUACCGGGGAUAUGACAUUGCCGGAAGAGCAUGUGCAUCUGGCUGGGGGAAUGCUUGUGGCUGGAUACCUUGGAGUUGUGGCCAGUAUGUGGAGUAUUGGGGAUGCUGAGGGCGUGGACGUCGCGAAAGGUAUUUAUCGCAGAGUAAAAGACUUGGCGGGGACGAAGAGACCAAGGUAUGAGGAGAUUGCAAGAGCGUUGAGAGACUCGGUGGAAGAAUUGAAGGCGCAGAAGUCUGUAGAUUAUUUGAAGUGGGUACCGUUUAUUCACGUCGGGUUGUAG